GGUGGGAAAAUGAUCCAUUUUACUGUAAACAUGGAAAUUCGUGCACUUUUCUACUCAAUAUAGAGUCGGCGCGGUCUUUAAACGGUUUCAGUUAUAAUUUGAUCGUUUUGUUAGCUUGUGAAGAUGAGCUGAUUAAUUUUGCUUUUUUUGAUAGAAGAUUUAAUUAUGACGGGAUUUUGGAGUAACGUUUUACUAUUAUGGAUAGCAAUUCAGCUGCAUCCCGGAUCCUCUAUCUACUGGGACCGUCUGCGUUGCUCCUCUGACGCUACACAGAAGAUGCCAGAAGGCAAAGUGGCGGACAUAGGACGGUUUCCAUGGCUAGGCGUCGUGCAGCAUAGCUUCUACAUAGCCGGCAGGACACACUUUGCGGUGACGGGUGCUGUGCUGAUCCAUCCUGUGUUCGCCAUUGCUGCGGCCGAAGAUAUCUCCAAGAUCAAUCCUGCUCAACUCGUGAACAACACGAAACUAAUUCUUUGGGGCGGCAGGGAAAAGAAAUAUGCUCUAGAUAUAAAGGAUUAUAUACUGCACCCGCAGUUUCAAGAAAAGGUGACUUUUGCCACCAUUGCUUUGCUGGAUCUUAUCAGCUGGGGCGAGACUAGUGAAUGGAAAGCCCCUGUUCUUCCAAUUUGCAUGCCAAUCAAGGGUGGAGGAGUGUUCGAAGAUAUGUACGCAGUCAAAUUGAACGAUGCAUCCGGAGAAAUGGAAAAAGAGAUAAUAAAAAUGAAAUUCGUAGGAAAUCAAGAUUGUGAAGAGUUCUAUUAUAAAGCUCAGUUAUCGUAUACCAAAAUGAACCCAGUGAAUCCGCUGUGUGCUGUAUCAGAAUUCGCUACAAAGCCGUGCGUUUGGGAUGGUGGUACCGCGCUCAUCACCAGACAAACUUGGGGGUUUUGGAAGCUGAUUGGCUUCGCAGUCCGAGGCCCGGGGUGCGGGGCUCCAACUAGGUUCCUCAACAUACAUGACUUCCUUCCAUGGAUUAAUGACGUCAUCACCCGCACCCCAACCGACGAUGAAGAGACAUACGCAUUUGGGUUGCGAAGAAUUUCUCCUAUCAAGUUGAUCAUGUAUAAAGCGUCCGUGCCGAUGCCCAAAGGAACUGGUAACUGCGUGAGGAGGCAAAGAGGAGGGGUCAUUUACAAGGAUAGCUCAGAGUUCCUGACCAAUACGAACUUCGUGCAAGGAUUUUUUUUUCUGGUGGUGACCCACUUAGCCGACUUCACGUGCGCAGAGAUCAAUCUUGACGUCAACUCACGGACAAACGCCGCGAUCUGGGUGGAACACAACUGUCACCACGAUGCCAUGGGCCUGUCGUUAGGCGAAUAUAGACCUAUGAGGGAAAAAAUGACAUGCUUCUUAUACUACAAGACAUCGGCGUAUAUUGAGUUUCGCUUCUAUUUCUCCUUCAAGGCCGUUAUAGAGGUGGCUUUAUUUGGCAGAGAGAACACGGCCAUCAUGCGACUGAAACCGAAUCCCUUCAAGUCUUCUCAACAUACUACACCGUGGUGGCCUACUCCUGACGGCCUCAAGUUUAAUUUUUGGGCUCCUAACAACCUUUGGUGGUACAACUUGUGAAACAUCAUCAUCAUCCUCCGAGCCUUUUUCCCAACUAUGUUGGGGUCGGCUUCCAGACUAACCGGAUUCAGCUCAGUACCAGUGCUUUACAAGAAGCGCUGAAACUCUGCUUUUGUGAAACACUAAUAAAUUUUGCAAUGUUAAUAUUA
Molecule: messenger RNA, 1718 nt
Organism: Helicoverpa zea (corn earworm)
Lineage: Eukaryota; Metazoa; Arthropoda; Insecta; Lepidoptera; Noctuidae
Exons: 12
Coding region: 166-1569 (467 amino acids)
Biological process (GO): proteolysis
Molecular function (GO): serine-type endopeptidase activity
Source: RefSeq, a predicted model, not a curated record